AUGUCGUCUUCCAAGCGUAACCAUUACAAAGAGAAAUUAGCUCGUCGCAAGGAGGAAAAGGCAGAGGAACCAGAACAGCCUAAGUACAGAGAUAGAGCCAAAGAGAGGAGAGAGGAUCAGAAUCCUGAUUAUGACCCGACCGAAUUGAGCGCCUUCCAUGCUGUUGCUCCUCCUGGGACUGUCCAGCUGCGGUCUGCUGAUGAGCAUAAGCUAUCUAUCGAGAAGAGCAAGUAUCUUGGAGGUGAUGUUGAACACACCCAUCUUGUCAAGGGUUUGGAUUAUGCAUUACUUAACAAAGUAAGAAGUGAAAUAGACAAGAAACCAGAUGUCGAUGACGAUGCUAAUGAAAAAGCUAAGAGCUCCAAGGAAGAUCAAGCAUUGUCAUUCCGAACGGCUACUGCUAAGUCUGUGUACAAUUUGAUUGUGAAGCCCCAAACUAUUAUCAAGACCAAUGAAAUGUUCCUUCCUGGAAGAAUGUCCUUUAUUUAUAACAUGGAAAAUGGCUAUUCAAAUGAUAUUCCAACCACUCUGCACAGGAGCAAAGCUGACUGUCCAGUCCCUGAGGAAAUGGUGACUGUUAGUGUGGAUGGAUCGGUCUUAGAUCGAAUUGCUAAGAUUAUGUCAUACCUUCGUCUGGGAUCUUCUGGUAAAGUUCUCAAGAAAAAGAAGAAAGAAAAAGAUGGAAAAGGGAAAAUAGCUGGUGUCCAAAAUGGAUAUGAUGGAGAUGAGAAGUCAUCAAGAGCUAAUGUAUUCAAGAAUGAAAAUGACAAAGAAGUAUUUCUACCACCGCCUCCACCUCUUCCUAGGAAGAAUCCUCCCGAAACAAAGGAGAAACCAGGGCCAACUGUUGCUAGAGCAGAGGAGGAGGAUAUAUUUGUUGGGGAAGGAACAGAUUAUGAGAUUCCUGGUAAAGAUGUGACCCAAAGCCCUCUUUCAGAGGACAUGGAAGAAUCUCCACGGGACAAGGAGCGAGCUCCCUAUUUUAAUGAACCAGCUUAUGGGCCAAUACCUCCCUCUAAUCCUUCUAAUGAUUGGCAACAAGUGAAUGGAUAUGAUACUCUGCAAGCGCAAGCGUUGGCUAAUGGCUAUCAACCCGAGUGGCAAGAGUAUCAAUACGGCGAGCAACUUGCUUACCCAGACCAAUAUCUCCAACAGGUAUACGAUGUGCAAGCAGGUAUCGAGGUGCAGCAGGAUCCCAGGUUUAUGACUCAAGAAGAAAAGGAUAGAGGCUUAGGCUCUGUGUUCAAGCGGGAUGAUCAGAGACUUCAGCAGCUAAGGGAGAAGGAUGCCCGGGAAAAGGAUCCCAAUUUUAUAUCUGAGAGUUAUUCCGAAUGCUAUCCAGGUUACCAGGAAUAUAACCGUGAGAUAGUUGAUAGUGAUGAUGAAGAUGAUCUAUCAAAAAUGGAUAUGGGUGGAAAGGCAAAGGGCCGGCUUCAUCGGUGGGAUUUUGAAACAGAAGAGGAAUGGGCUAAAUACAAUGAGCAAAAAGAAGCAAUGCCAAAAGCUGCAUUCCAGUUUGGUGUGAAGAUGCAAGAUGGUAGGAAGACACGGAAGCAGAACAAAGAUCAGAAACUCAAUAACGACUUGCAUAAGAUAAACCAAAUACUGACCAAAAAGAAGACGGACAAGGAUUCGAAUAACGACGGUGGUGCAAUGUAUGAUGAUGAACCGCGUCCGGGGAAGAAGCUCCGAGUGUGA
This is a messenger RNA of Oldenlandia corymbosa var. corymbosa, 1698 nucleotides long. The record is from the annotation of a GenBank genome assembly. Lineage: Eukaryota; Viridiplantae; Streptophyta; Magnoliopsida; Gentianales; Rubiaceae.